Messenger RNA from Elaeis guineensis (African oil palm), 1688 nucleotides. NCBI's taxonomy places the organism in Eukaryota, Viridiplantae, Streptophyta, Magnoliopsida, Arecales, Arecaceae. The record is from RefSeq and is a predicted model, not a curated record.
CUCUAAAUUCUAAUACUAUAUUUAUUAUUUAUUUAUUUAUUUUGAGAGCCACUCGCCUCCUCUCUUUCGGGCGCCCCUCUCAUCACUUUCACCUCCGCCGCCGGCCCCCUCCCGGGCGCCGCCGAAGUCCUUCCACCAGCCCUCGUCCUACACCAUCCCGCCCCUCCUCGCUCUCCUUGCCUCUGGCUUCCUCUUUCCCCCGGCAGCCAUGGCAGCGGGGAAGCGGUGGAGCGUCCGGGAGGCGGCGGUCAAGGCGGGGGCUGUCGCCGCCUCGCUGGAGACGAGCAAGGGACGGGUAGCGACUGGGACAUGGGCGAAGGAGUGUUUGGAGGGUUUCAAUAGGCGGCCGAGGAAGGAGAGCUCGAUGGAGAGUAGCUGGCGGUGGGAGUGGUGUGCUUCUACUUGAGGCCGGGAGGCAGGACAGCAGUGAAAUCCACUCAUAUUAAUAUCCAUCAUUCUUCUAACUUCACCAAAUUUUGAAUUUAAUGUUUUUGGCCUUCUACUUUUGCAGUACUUUUGGUGAUGUUCAACAAAGCGGCAAUGUCUUCCUACAAUUUUCCAUAUGUCAAUGUCUUGACCCUUCUUCAGAUGAAACUGGGAAUACGUCAAAUAAAACUGCAAGCUUUGUACCAGUUGAAACACUGCUGCGAAUCCUUCCCCUUUCUUUAACAUAUUUGCUUUACAUGCUAGCUUCAAUGGAGUCUGUAAGGGCAAUAAGUGUUCCCAUGUAUACCACCCUCCGACGUACAACUGUGGUGUUUACAAUGGUCGUGGAGUACCUUUUAACAAGGCAAAUGUAUGCACCUUUUAUUGUUGGUAGCGUGUCAUUGACCGUCUUUGGUGCAUUUAUCGCUGGUGCUCGAGAUUUAUCAUAUGACAGUUAUGGCUAUGCUAUUGUUUUUGUAGCAAACAUAACAACGGCAGUAUACCUUGCAACUGUAGCCCGACUUGGGAAAUCUAGUGGACUCAAUAGCUUUGGUCUCAUGUGGUGUAAUGGAGUAAUAUGUGCACCACUUUUAUUAAUUUGGACAUUUGCUUCGGGUGAUUUGGAGAGGACCAUUAGUUUCCCACAUCUAUAUUCUCCCAGUUUUCUGGUUGUAUUACUCCUUUCAUGUAUGAUGGCAUUUCUGUUGAACUACACCGUUUUUCUGAACACAACCGUGAACUCUGCACUCACUCAGACAGUGUGUGGCAAUCUGAAGGUUCGGUUAUGUACUUGCAAGCCCUUCAUUGUGGUUACUCUUGCAAUCAUGGCACCUCUUUCUGAUGCAUUAUUUCACCUGUGGCAUUCUAGGAUUUCUUCACAGUGGUAUUUGGCUGGCUAUUGUUUCGUGGGCUUCCUUAUGAUCCACUUAAUGUUAUUGGACAGUGCCUUGGUUUCUUUGGCUCUGGCUUGUAUGCUUAUUGUAAGCUCAAUGGGAAGUAGUCUUUGGUCAGCUGGGGCUUUUUUUAACGUCGCCUGCUCUGGUUGAAAUUCCAAAAGGCCUUUUGAGAAUCGGAUCUAAAAGGAUUUUUUAUAAAGAAAAUUCUUACCGAUUUCUAUCAUAAGCAAUCAAAUUUUGAUCCUACCUGGCAAUGCUCCUCCUCUCUCUCUCUCUCUCUCUUUCUCUCUUGCUGGUAUGUCAGCAUGCCUUUAAAACAAUUAUUAUAUCAAUACCUAUGAGAGAGAACUCUAGAUUGGAGACAAA